AUGAAACAUGACAUUAUAAGUCAGUUCAUGACAGACAGUAAUAAAUAUAUUUAUAAAGAAGACCAUAAUGAUAAUGACAACAUUCUCUCAGAUCUCACAAUUGAUCACCAUCCAAGUCGGGGAUGUGAAUAUUUCUUUGACCAGGAAAGAGCUUUGGGAGAAGCCAAUGAUCACGGAGAAAUUGCUCAAGAUGAAUGGGUUAUUGGUGACUUGUGCGUCUCAGAAAAAUGCAGGUUGCUGAAAGACAACAUUCUAAAAUUGAAGAAAAGCCCAGGUAGUCUUUUGGACAUUCGGUUGCUGGUAAUGAAUGAUAUAUUCAUAUUCGAGGCAGACGUUAAUAUGUCUGCUUCUAAAUACUUCAGAUUAGAAGACCACAAUGCCAUUAUAUCCAGUCUAAACGCCAAACAAUACUGUCAAGAAAUGGGCGUCAAGGCACAGCAAUGUUGA
This is a messenger RNA of Cokeromyces recurvatus, 447 nucleotides long. RefSeq lists its product as uncharacterized. The transcript has 2 exons. Bases 1 to 447 code for a protein of 148 amino acids. NCBI's taxonomy places the organism in Eukaryota, Fungi, Mucoromycota, Mucoromycetes, Mucorales, Mucoraceae. The record is from RefSeq and is a predicted model, not a curated record.